Molecule: messenger RNA, 1571 nt
Organism: Echinops telfairi (small Madagascar hedgehog)
Lineage: Eukaryota; Metazoa; Chordata; Mammalia; Afrosoricida; Tenrecidae
Product: vacuolar protein sorting-associated protein 35-like
Exons: 4
Coding region: 207-779 (190 amino acids)
Biological process (GO): intracellular protein transport; retrograde transport, endosome to Golgi
Cellular component (GO): retromer complex; late endosome; retromer, cargo-selective complex
Source: RefSeq, a predicted model, not a curated record
UUAAGGUAAUUUAAAAUCUUUCUUUCUUGUUUUAGGAUGACAAAUGGGAAAAGAAAUGCCAGAAGAUUUUUUCAUUUGCUCACCAGACUAUCAGCGCCUUGAUCAAGGCAGAACUGGCAGAAUUGCCCUUAAGGCUGUUUCUUCAAGGGGCCUUAGCUGCUGGAGAAAUUGGUUUUGAAAAUCAUGAAACAGUAGCAUAUGAGUUUAUGUCCCAGGCCUUUUCUCUGUAUGAAGAUGAAAUCAGUGAUUCCAAAGCACAGCUCGCUGCCAUUACCUUGAUCAUUGGCACGUUUGAGAGGAUGAAGUGCUUCAGUGAAGAGAAUCAUGAACCCUUGAGGACUCAGUGUGCCCUUGCUGCAUCCAAACUUCUGAAGAAACCUGACCAGGGCCGGGCUGUGAGCACGUGUGCACAUCUCUUCUGGUCUGGCAGAAACACAGACAAAAAUGGGGAGGAGCUUCAUGGAGGGAAGAGAGUAAUGGAGUGCCUAAAAAAAGCACUAAAAAUAGCAAAUCAAUGCAUGGAUCCUUCUCUACAAGUGCAGCUUUUUAUAGAAAUCCUGAACAGAUACAUCUAUUUUUAUGAAAAGGAGAAUGAUGCGGUAACAAUUCAAGUUUUGAAUCAGCUAAUCCAGAAGAUUCGAGAAGACCUCCCGAAUCUUGAAUCCAGUGAAGAAACAGAACAGAUUAACAAACAUUUCCAUAACACUCUGGAGCAUUUGCGUCUGAGGCGGGAAUCACCAGAAUCUGAGGGGCCAAUCUAUGAAGGUCUCGUCCUCUAACCAGGAAACAGUCUCACAUACUCCUUUCCAUCUACAUCCAGUGCGGGUUUUAUUAUACUAGUUUCCUGUCCAUAGAUUGUGCCUUUCAGAAAUGCUGAGGUCGGUUUCCCUUUCUUACCUGUCAUGUGCUUUACCCAGCACCUCCAGACGCUCACCUGCAGGACCUUAAUAAAGUUUAUUCACUUCAUAAGUGUUCAGGUCUGUCUGACCGCCCUGAGUAGCAUGACUGAUCUGCUAUUUAAAAUUCCUGUGAUUUUUAAAAACAAAGAGAAAACACCCAUUUAUCUCAGCCACUAAUGAAGCUUUCCUUUUUUUCUGCUGUGUUUGUUUCCCCCCAUUGUUGACUGUGUAAUUUUUUCCAUUACUGGGGAGUACUAACCCAAAAGUGUCUUGUCUCUUUGUUCUCUAGUCCAACUUGAGAUUAAUUUAGAAGAAAGGAAUACUGUAUGUGGAAUUCACCUUGGACUUUUCUCUAAAUUCAAGAUGAGGCCAUAUAUAAUAUUCUCUUCAAAAGUAGAAUAUUUUAAUGCAUGUUUGAGACUUCUAAAGCACCGUGGUCGAAACCUGGAGCUAUAUUUUGCAUAUUUGUAUGCAGUGAUCCAUUAAGAACCUAUGUUGUCUCCUGGGCAUAUUUAUCAAAAUAAUUUUGUUCUAAAUAGUAGACAGUAGAAAAUUUGUGAUCUAUAUAAUUUAUGUAAGCUUUCAUUAUUGUAAAUUUAGGGGGAAAUGCAUCACACAGUUAUCAUGAUUUUUUUUUCCACCAGUGAAACAAUAAAGUCGCUAUUAACAGUU